AUGGAAGAAAGAAAUGAAUCUGAUCAGUCUAUCUCCUCAGGGAGGCAAGAAAUUCGGAAAAGAAGACGACCUAGCCAACCCAUGGUAGAUAAAAGCCAGCAGACAGAAGGAACAGAGAAAAAGAAACACAUGCCUGGGCCACCAUCAUCUGGCCCUAAAGCUACCCUCAGUUCUGGAAGUAUUCCUGGAAGCAAAGACAAGUACUGUGAAUCUCUAAGAGUAUCUUGUCAGCUUCAGCAAACAUGGGUGAAGCGAAAGCAUGGGCUGAAAAUGACAGAUCAAUCUCUGCAGACAGACACUGCUGUAGACAAGAAAAAGGAAAUCAAGUCGGUGGGACCUGAAGAAAAGCCAGCCAAUGGUGAAGAAGCAGCCCUUGACUUGCAAGAGACAGUCGAAGAAGUAGAAAUGUCAGCAAAAAGAAGACUAAUAAACAGAUCUCAGCAGACCAGCUGUACUGGAGACUGGAGCAUGAUGAAUCUUCCCUCCAAAGGAAAAGAGGACAAGGAACAGCAGACCUACUUCGAUGACUUUGAAAUAACAUAUUUUACCAGAAGAGGCAGUUGGAAGGAAGGUGUUGAUAAAUACAAGCCCUCAGGAGAGAUUGCUGUUAGUGAACAUACUGAAUUUCAACCAGUGACAAGUAGCCAGGAAGAAAUUCAGAUGAAAAGUAUCAGUGGAGUUCCAUUUAUUCAGGAAAAGGACAAAGGCUCCCGAGUACCUUCAGAAGAUGCCAUUAGGCAAGUGGUGACCGGAUCUAUUGUGGAUCAUAGUGCUCUUCACAAAGAAAGAGCUACUGCUGAAAUAGAGUCCCUGCCAAGAGAAAGCAUCAAUUUUGAAAUCCAGGCUCUACCAUCUAAGGAGGCUGAAAUAGAAGAGGCCCUUUGUAAAGUUAAAUCUUCACCAGCUGAAGAGGCUCUGGUAGAAGAGGCCCCUGCUGAAGUCCAGCCUCCACCAUCUGAGGAGGCUGUGAUAGACGAGGCCCCUGCUGAGGUUCAGCCUCCGCCAUCUGAGGAGGCUGUGAUAGAAGAGGCCCCUGCUGAGGUUCAGCCUCCACCAUCUGAAGAGGCCCCUGCUGAAGUCCAGCCUCCACCAUCUGAGGAGACUGUGAUAGAAGAGGUCCCUGCUGAAGUCCAGCCUCCACCAUUUGAGGAGGCUGUGAUAGAAGAGGCCCCUGCUGAAGUCCAGCCUCCACCAUCUGAGGAGGCUGUGAUAGAAGAGGCCCCUGCUGAAGUCCAGCCUCCACCAUCUGAGGAGGCUGUGAUAGAAGAGGCCCCUGCUGAGGUUCAGCCUCCACCAUCUGAAGAGGCCCCUGCUGAAGUCCAGCCUCCACCAUCUGAGGAGACUGUGAUAGAAGAGGUCCCUGCUGAAGUCCAGCCUCCACCAUUUGAGGAGGCUGUGAUAGAAGAGGCCCCUGCUGAAGUCCAGCCUCCACCAUCUGAGGAGGCUGUGAUAGAAGAGGCCCCUGCUGAAGUCCAGCCUCCACCAUCUGAGGAGGCUGUGAUAGAAGAGGCCCCUGCUGAAGUCCAGCCUCCACCAUCUGAGGAGGCUGUGAUAGAAGAGGCCCCUACUGAAGUCCAGCCUCCACCAUCUGAGGAGGCCCCUGCUGAGGUUCAGCCUCCACCAUCUGAGGAGGCUGUGAUAGAAGAGGCCCCUGCUGAAGUCCAGCCUCCACCAUCUGAGGAGGCUGUGAUAGAAGAGGCCCCUGCUGAAGUCCAGCCUCCACCAUCUGAGGAAGCUGUGAUAGAAGAGGCCCCUGCUGAGGUUCAGCCUCCACCAUCUGAAGAGGCCCCUGCUGAAGUCCAGCCUCCACCAUCUGAGGAGGCCCCUGCUGAGGUCCAGCCCCCACCAUCUGAGGAGGCUGUGAUAGAAGAGGCCCCUGCUGAAGUCCAGCCUCCACCAUCUGAGGAGGCCCCUGCUGAGGUUCAGCCCCCACCAUCUGAGGAGGCUGUGAUAGAAGAGGCCCCUGCUGAAGUCCAGCCUCCACCAUCUGAGGAGGCUGUGAUAGAAGAGGCCCCUGCUGAAGUCCAGCCUCCACCAUCUGAGGAGGCCCCUGCUGAAGUCCCUACUGAAGUCCAGCCUCCACCAUCUGAGGAGGCUGUGAUAGAAGAGGCCCCUCCUGAAGUCCAGCCUCCACCAUCUGAGGAGGCUGUGAUAGAAGAGGCCCCUGCUGAAGUCCAGCCUCCACCAUCUGAGGAGGCUGUGAGAGAAGAGGCCCCUGAUGAAGCCCAGCCUCCACCAUCUGAGGAAGCUGUGAUAGAAGAGGCCCCUUCUGAGGUUCAGCCUCUACCAUCUGAGGAGGCAGCAACAGAGGAGGCCCCUGAUGAAGCCCAGCUUCCACCAUCUGAGGAGGAGGCUACAGAAGAGGCCCCUGAUGAAGCCCAGCCUCCACCAUCUGAGGAGGAGGCUACAGAGGAGGCUCCUGAUGAAACCCAGCCUCCACCAUCCGAGGAGGAGGCUACAGAGGAGGCUCCCGAUGAAGCCCAGCCUCCACCAUCCGAGGAGGAGGCUACAGAAGAGGCCCCUGAUGAAGCCCAGCCUCCACCAUCUGAGGAAGCUGUGAUAGAAGAGGCCCCUUCUGAGGUUCAGCCUCUACCAUCUGAGGAGGCAGCAACAGAGGAGGCCCCUGAUGAAGCCCAGCCUCCACCAUCUGAAGAAGCUGUGGUAGAAGAGGCCCCUUCUGAGGUUCAGCCUCUACCAUCUGAGGAGGAGGCUACAGAGGAGGCUCCUGAUGAAGCCCAGCCUCCACCAUCCGAGGAGGAAGCUACAGAGGAGGCCCCUGGUGAAGCCCAGCCUCCACCAUCCGAGGAGGAUAUGAUAGAGGCGGCCUAG
This is a messenger RNA of Dipodomys spectabilis (banner-tailed kangaroo rat), 2829 nucleotides long. It is a transcript of the gene Fscb, whose product is annotated as fibrous sheath CABYR binding protein. Gene Ontology annotation, cellular component: sperm fibrous sheath; sperm principal piece. The record is from RefSeq and is a predicted model, not a curated record. Gene Ontology annotation, biological process: negative regulation of protein sumoylation. The transcript has 2 exons. Bases 1 to 2829 code for a protein of 942 amino acids. Lineage: Eukaryota; Metazoa; Chordata; Mammalia; Rodentia; Heteromyidae. Gene Ontology annotation, molecular function: calcium ion binding.